AAUAUACAGUUAUUUCAGGUGUGGUCUGUGAAGUCUCCCCAGGUUUGCAUGCUAGAAUAUCAGGUAGACCAGAGCUGCAGGUUUUUUGAAUGCCUCUGUGACGCAAUCGAUAAACUCCAGGAAAGGGUUGUCACACAACUUCCAUCAAAGGCAUAACGCCCUAUUCCUUCACACAUUUUGAAAUUACUAUCAACCAGGAUGUGGUUGAGGAUUAUCAACAGAAAAUGUGGGAAUCUCAUGCUGGUGAAUGAUGUUUACACAAAGCUUAAAUGGUUAACAGUAUCCAGACACACAAAGGAAGCCUGAAACAGAAAGCAUACGGCCUCGUAAAAACAAUGUUUUGCAGGAGUUAUGCAUUCCUUCUGAUGCACUUUCCUUCAAGUUAAGACAGUCCCUAGCCUGCUCUUCUGGUAAGAUGGAUAUUCAAGCACAGGCAAGUAAGUGCGUGUCUUCCACCGUGAAAACAUGCAGUUCAUUCCUCAAUGACAGCAGCGGUAUUUUACCAAGUGCAUCUCUGGCUCACCCGCAUAAGACAGAUGUAGUGAUGUGGCGAAUCAAACAAAUAGCAAUCCAUGAAAACACAACAAGCUCGACCAUCAACCAUGAUUUAUCGAACUUUGUGGUACUAAAUGUACUAGUAAGUUGCUAAUUUAGAACUUACGAGUACUAAAUGAGCCCCUGACUAGAUCUUCAGUCAACGGUACUUGGGAGAGACGUGCGCGCGCAUGUUUUAAUGAGCGAGUGAGUGAGUUAGUGAGUGAAUGAAUGAGUGAACGAGUGAGUGAAAGACUGUGCAUGUGGGCGUCAGCUGAAGAACGCUGCCAUCACCACUAGUGUAUGCACUCGUACAGCAUCAUAUCAACAACAGCUCUACCUGCGCAUCAGCUGACUGGAACGGUGCCUUCAUCGAGAGCUCAUCACGAUGACUGAAUUGUAAAUCAGCCAUGAAGAGCACACAUCAAUAAAGCCUGCAGGCGACGACACGGCGACGCGCGUCAUCCGCCAUGGAGCCGUGGAACACGACCGCGGGGCCCUCCCCCGCCCGGUCCAACUGCACCCUGGACACCAGCUACCGCUUCACCUUCUACCAGGUCUCCUACGGCGCCAUCUUCCUCGUGGGCCUGGCCACCAACGGCCUCGCGCUCCACCGGCUCUGGCGCUCCCCGCGCGCCCUCAACAGCACCGCGGUCUACAUGGCCAGCCUCUCCGUGGCCGACGCGUGCUUCGUGGCCUCCCUGCCGCUGAGGAUCUACUUCUACCACCGGCGGGGACGGGCCUUCUCCGCCGCGCCGGCCGGCCGCGCCGCGUGGCCCCCCGGCGGCGCCUUCUGCCAGCUCACCUUCGCCGUCAAGUACGUCAGCCUCUACGGCGGCGUCUUCUUCCUGGCGUGCAUCGCCCUGGACCGCUACCUGGCCGUGGUGCACCCGGCGCGGUCGGCCCUCCGCCGGCUGCGCUUCGCCCGGUGGCUGAGCGCCGCCGUCUGGUGCGUGGUGCUGGGGCUCAGCGCGGGCCUGCCCCUGCUGCGCUACGCCGGCCUGGUGUCCCCCCGCCGCCACCACCCCUGCCUGCUGGACCCCACCUCCCGCCGGCAGCGGCCCCUGAUCCUGAUGGCGCUGGGCCUGGUGCUGGGGGCCUUCCUGCUGCCCGCCGCGCUGCUGCUCUUCAGCUACUGCCGCGUGCUGAGCGUGCUGGGACGGCGGCGCUGCCACCGCCGCCGCCGCCGGCGCCGGCGCCGCGCGCUCACCGUCAUCUACUGGGUGCUGGCCGUGUUCCUGCUGUGCUUCGCGCCCUACCACGCCAACCUGCUGGUCUACACCCUGAGCCACGUGGGGCUGCUGCCCGCGUGCAGCCUGGCCCGGGCCAGCAUGGCGCUGCACCCCGUGGUGCUGUCGCUGGCCAGCGCCAACUGCUGCCUCAACCCGCUCGUCUACUACUUCUCCAGCGGCCCGGUGCACCGGGAGCCGGCAGCGGGGUCAGCCGCUGAGGCGCUGGCACGGUGCCCAGAGGCCCCGCGGUAGAGCGGCACGCUCAGGGGGGGGGGACUGGGCAUCAUGAUACGCGAGGGGGCCACGGCGGGCCCCUCAUCACUGCAAGAGGUGUACACAAUGUUGUCGAAUGUGCUUAGCCUAGCGCGUGUCCAGUUUUGUCGAUUAAACCAAAGGCCAUUUUGUGAAACGUAUUAAUCAUUUAAUGCCACAUAUUUUCUGAAUGGUUUAAACCGGAGUGUUGGAUAACACGAUUCAAACACCAGCCGCUUUGCAGGCUCGCAGGCCAACAGAGCGUGGAGGGCGCUUCCCGCGAGCGGAUGCACACGUCAAAGCAGACGCUGCUGUGUCGACCCACUCACCUUCCUCCAGGCCAGGGUCUCCAUGAUGAGGUGCUCGCAGAUCUCCAGGUGCUUCACGAUGUCUUUGCUCAGGCUGGGCUCCGCCUUGAUGAAACUCUCGAUCACCUUGUAGAAGUCGAAGGCGGCCAGCUCGAACACGUCCAGGAUCCAGGGGAAGCUAAGGUCCGACUCCGCGGGCUCCCCGUUGCCGCAGGUCGCGUGGGUGUACCCUCCUGUCUUCACACCGGGGCCUGUACCGCACCGGGACCCGUUUAUUAUUACAGGGACAUCAUGUUGCUCGACAGCGGUGCGCUGUGUUUGUUGGACAGCGGGCCUACGAUGCGUUCUUAUUCACGCACGUCAAACACGGCAGAUGACCAGAGGAGGACUCACCUCCGUAAGUUGCCAUGACUACUUGCAACGCACAGGCCAAGAGUGAGGUGUGGAAGGUGGAGUCAUUGAGGAGUUUACUGGAACGGAAAUGGACAUGAUUUAUUAUGACGGUGCCCUGUAAACACUGUUAACGCAGAGUAACAACACAUGCAUUAGCAGUGGAAAAUGAAAGAAUACGUUCACAUUUGCACAAGAUGUUGGUCAUCCUCUUGACUGGAGCUCUGACGUACCUGAAGUUCUGCACAGAAAGCCUCUUUUCCUCCUGGAAAAAUGUAACACGUGAUUAGGAGGGAGAAUCCGUAGGAGGGCAUGGUUGAUGAUGAUUGGAUUAGACGGAAGCAUCGUAUGCAUCAUAUAUAAUCCUGUUAAACAGCAGUUGAUUCUAGAAACGCAACACUAAUAAUGAUUCUGACACUAGCUAAUUGGCUAAAAUGUUGCCAUUUCAAGACAAACAAUAUGUGGCUAUCCCUUAAGAGGCAUCCUAUAAACUAAAAAAGAUGAUCGAUACCAGCUGAACUGUUUGUGUCCCCGGACCCUCAAAUUUAUAUUGGGUUUUAUAUCCAUUUUUGCUAUUGAAUAAAAGAUUAAUUAUUAAAUCAUCA
Messenger RNA from Gadus macrocephalus (Pacific cod), 3321 nucleotides. Its product is annotated as lysophosphatidic acid receptor 6-like. Lineage: Eukaryota; Metazoa; Chordata; Actinopteri; Gadiformes; Gadidae. Gene Ontology annotation, biological process: behavioral response to pain; G protein-coupled receptor signaling pathway. The transcript has 2 exons. The record is from RefSeq and is a predicted model, not a curated record. Bases 1005 to 2018 code for a protein of 337 amino acids. Gene Ontology annotation, molecular function: G protein-coupled receptor activity. Gene Ontology annotation, cellular component: membrane.